AUGUCAUAUCCACUCACGCACUCUUCAAUGAUAAGUUCUGGUUAACAACAUAAUUAAUAGCCAAUGAUGUAGGGUAAUGAGUUGGGUAGUGAGUAGAUGGGAAUUUAGAAUGAAUCUCAUUAGGCUUUGAGUGAUUUGAGUAAGCAGUUGCUUAAUCAGGACCACGGGAGUGAAUUCCAAAAAUAAAACUUCCCUCUAGAUCAAAGAUCAGAACUAUAAAUAACAGAAGUCCUUACAAAAACUCGCAGAAAAGAGCUAGAAGCUGCCUUAAAGAAGACAACUUCUGAAGAUCAAUUAAUUUUAUAAAGUAAAUUAAAAAGAAAGUAGACGAAGAGCUCUAGAGGAUCAUAGUAUCGUGGAGUAUCUAAAAAUGGGAAAAAAUGGCAGGUAUAAUUACUUGGAAAUCUAAAAAAACAUUAUAUUGGUUCGAUUUCUACAGAGAUCAAAGCUGCGAGAAUCUACGAUAAACACGCAAUACUAACUCAUGGAUUAAGAGCUAAGACAAAUUUCUAGUACACCAAAUCUCAAAUUGAUCGUAUACUUGAGUAAGAGCUAGAAAAUUCUGAAAUUGAAGACAUUAUCUCGGUAGACCAAAAUGAAUAAAAAACACAAGACGAGGAUUAUUAACUUUCACUUACAUUAUCUCUGCAAAACAAUGAUUUAAGAUAAUAAGAUGUUACAUAAUCUAGUAUUAUAUAUGAAAGCAAUAUAAUGGGAGAGCAAUCCUAAGAAAUUUACAAAACUUCUACGAAUUAAAAUUUCUGA
Stylonychia lemnae is the source of this 765-nucleotide messenger RNA. The record is from the annotation of a GenBank genome assembly. Lineage: Eukaryota; Ciliophora; Spirotrichea; Sporadotrichida; Oxytrichidae.